AUCAAAAGAAGUAUGGAGCAGCAGAAGUGGCACUUCUGUAAGACAUCACCACAAAAAACCUGUGGCCGAAAAGAAAGCAAGGUCGUAUGUCCCGCCACAAACACAGCAGGCUACCCCGCCACGAAGAUUAUCGUCCGUAUGUUCUGUCCCCCACUCCAAAUUUUGGACACACCUCCAAGACGUCAUCCACACUCCCCUCAUCUUGAUUCUUCAAGUCCUGGGAACAGCAUCCCUCCGCAACAACACCAACACAGUGACAUGGAGGAGACAAACAUCUUAGAAAUGCAGCCAUUAAGGCAAGGAAUGAGCCCCCCAGCACCUGUGAGUACACCACCACAGCAAAGCACACCACCACCACAACACAGCCCAACGACACCAGGAACACAAGGCCCUGAUCAGGUGUUUUGGACUAUUUGGGCUAGACAGCAGGCCACUAAUGAAGAUUGCCUGCGUAAGCAGACACAAAUGUUUGCAAGCCUACCAUCUCACCUCAGCAGAAUCUCCAGAAAUCUGAGUCGACAAAAUGAGCAAACAACCAGAAUAGGCAAUACCAUGGAACUCAUGCGUACAGACAUUACACAGGUCAUGGGCAACUUACAGCGCAUAAUGGAAGAACAGCACAGACUAAUGGAAGAACAGCACAGACUAAUGGAAGAACAGCACAGACAACAGCAAAGUUAUAUGAGCAUUUUUCAAAACAGUCAAAAGAUUAAUGAAAGCUUAUUCAGAAUAGUAGACAAUCAAAAUGCUGCUACACGUGAACUCAAUGCCACCCUCACUAACCUGAAUGAAACACUCAGAUGCAUGCACCAACAGCAAACAACCAGCAGUUCUGGUACGACUACUCCAAAUAUCACGCCAGUCUCAUCACCACCAAGACGGUCCACCAGAGCACGCCAACAUGACAGUGCUAAAGGCAAAGGGCAGGACAAUCAGCCACCAAAAAAAGUUACAAAAAAAAGUUAAGUUAGACAUUUGUGAUAAGUAAAGUUAGCAAGUGUUUUUGAUGCUUUACAAAAUAUCACACUUAGCUCCUUGCCCCUUUUUUAAACAUCAUUAAUUAUAAGUGCACCAAAUUAAUUGUUAAAAAUACUACGCACAUUUGAAAAAUGUUGAUGGAGCCACACAUACAUGUUAGGAAGUAAACUGACCACUUGAUUUUUUUAUAAUCAUUACUCUUUCUGGAUUCCAAUCAAUCUCUUUGCCUGCAGAUACAAUAAUUGCCAGCCAGGCAGAAUGUCUUUAGCAGGAAGUAAACUGACCACUUGAUUUUUUUCUAAUCAUUACUCUUUCUAGAUUCCAAUCAAUCUCUUUGCCUGCAGAUACAAUAAUUGCCAGCCAGGCAGAAUGUCUUUAGCAGGAAGUAAACUGACCACUUGAUUUUUUUCUAAUCAUUACUCUUUCUAGAUUCCAAUCAAUCUCUUUGCCUGCAGAUACAAUAAUUGCCAGCCAGGCAGAAUGUCUUUAGCAGGAAGUAAACUGACUACUUGAUUUUUUUCUAAUCAUUACUCUUUCUAGAUUCCAAUCAUUCUCUUUGCCUGCAGACAAUCCAAAUUACAAUGUUAGUGAUACAUAUCUUAGCUAUCUUAUCUAUACAACAUUACAAGAUUAACACAAUUGAGUGGCGUAAAAAGCUUGUAAUAUGUUGCCUUUGUUUUGUUUGGAAAACAUUGUCCAAAUGAAUGUCAGUAUUGUUGGGACAGGUUUGUGUGUGCUAAAAAUUAUGAAGCAUGUUUUUACACAUGAUGCUGAAACAAACAAAUAUGUACUUUUACAAAAAAAAAAAUCUGUUUAUAAUAAUGUAUAUGUGUGGAAAACUGUGUAUUUACUUACACAUCAUCAAGUUUACAGCAUCAAACAUUAGGAAAUAAAUUAGUCCUGAUUACA
Molecule: messenger RNA, 1887 nt
Organism: Pseudophryne corroboree (corroboree frog)
Lineage: Eukaryota; Metazoa; Chordata; Amphibia; Anura; Myobatrachidae
Exons: 2
Coding region: 13-966 (317 amino acids)
Source: RefSeq, a predicted model, not a curated record